Molecule: messenger RNA, 2088 nt
Organism: Penicillium malachiteum
Lineage: Eukaryota; Fungi; Ascomycota; Eurotiomycetes; Eurotiales; Aspergillaceae
Exons: 1
Coding region: 1-2088 (695 amino acids)
Source: RefSeq, a predicted model, not a curated record
AUGAUGUCGGACAACAAUGCCCACCCAGGUGUUCGCAGCCUGCUUGCCAAGUUUGAGAACAGCCCAAGCCAGGUGAACUCGCCGCCCUCGCGGGGAAGAUCGCCUGUUUGCUCGGAUACCCCAGGUUCUACCCGCCCGCUCUCAAAAGUUCGCGCUAGCUUUGUGACGGUGGAUGGAGUGGUUCAGUCUAACCCAGGCUCGCCAUUACGAAAGACAAGUGGACGCAGUGAUAGUUCUGGGAUCUUUGGUCCCAAGAUCAAUGAACAGGCUGUGGAAGCGCGUCGCCAAAAUGUAGCGACCCCAACACCGGGCAGUCCAAGUGAUAGCCAGCGGGGUGUUCUCGAUCAAGUGGCCAAAGCUGUUGUAUUGGAGACAAAUGCGACCGUGGUCAAGAAUUCAGACAACAAUGAACCUACGCCUGCAGUGAACACCGCAUCUCCAGGAAAGGAGACACCACCUAAAAAGACUGAGAAGCGCAGCCCAGCUGCAUCUACACCUACACCUGCUACAGCGGCUUCAGAUAAGCCAGCUGCCAAAGUAAUUACAAAGCGCCCAUCAUCUAUCAAUGCCACAAAGGCCAGUGUUUCGCAUAAGCCAGCUUCGCCUGCGGCUUCCACUGCCUCUAAACAGCCAGCCACCACAGGAACAAAGUCUGCCAGAGAAACGGCCAAGGAGCGUGCUGGUACUCUUGCUACCAAACCAAGCCGUGCCGCAUUGAACUCAGCAGUCAAGGCUGCCCCCAGGACCACCAGGGGCUCGACGCCUUCGCAAGAGAGCUCAAAAACCUCUCCCCCGAAUAGCGCAAAGGCUCAACCAAGAUCCCCCACUAAGCCUGUUCGUUUGCCGGCUUCUAUGACUGCACAGACGCAAGCAUCAUCUGCCAAGGUGGGAAGUACAGCACCUGCUACCGGUCGCAUUAGUGCUGCUACCUCAACACUCACAAGAAAGCCAUCAUCUCUGAAGAGUGCAGCUGGUGCGGGACAGACACGAUCUCCUGUGAACGCCACAACAAGUGUGCGCAGACAACCAUCCCGACCUUCACUUCCCUCACAAACCAACUCAGAGCGGCCCAGCUCUCGUGUCAGCAGUGUGGGUACCAGCAAGCCUGCUGUUAACGAAGGCUUCCUUGCAAGAAUGAUGCGUCCAACUGCCAGUUCAGCAAGCAAAAGCCAUGAGAAGCCAGAUGAAAAGCCUGCUCAACCUUCCACCACUGUUCACAAAUCCCCACGGGCAUCAUUGGCACGAACUCCAGAGCGCAGUGUUCAGCAACCCAAGGCUAAACCUUUGGCUUUACGUCCUCAAUCAGAGAAGACUCCUGCAUCCAACAAGGAGCCGCUUUCUAAGAAGGAGCCUAGCAAGCCCAAGGUUACUCAGCCAGAGCAGGACAGUGAGAAAGAGAAUGUUGAAGAUCAAACACUGGUUAUUCCGGAAGAGCCCGAGUCUACUGACGCCCAUGAAACCAUUGAAACAUCCAAGCCUGAAGCCCCGGUGGAAGUGCCUACAGCUGUCGCCAAGGAAGAAGUUAAUGAGCCCGCUGUUGAGUCAUCGGCAGAUGCAAUUGAGCCUACUGCCAUUGAGGCCCCAGUGGAGCCUACUCCAGCUCCUAUCGAACCUACUGCCGAGAGUAUUGAGAAGGAAGAAGCUCAGGAAUCUGCCGAGUCCACCGAAAAGACCGAUGAUGUUGUGGCCUCCAGUGAAGUCGCAAAGGAAUCCCCCGUUGAAAUCUCAACUGAAGCUAUCACCGACGGGGAUGCCACUCCUGAAUUUGCUGACGCCCAGACCGAAUCUACCGAAGAGGUCUUUGGCACUCCUUCCGACUCUGGCUCUGAGAAGGAAACUGGUGCUGCCCACGCAGAAGAUGCUGUAGCCGAAAAACCCAGCGUUUCCGAAGCUCCUCCGUCCCUUGAUGGUCCUACCGAUAUUGCCGACGAGGUCGCUAAAACCACCAAUGGCGCCAUUGCCGUCCCUGAGGACUUGACCAAGUCCGAGGAGAAACCAGCUGGCGAUGAUUCUGUUGCACAAGAAGUCGCGCCCGAGGCUAAGCAGGAUGUCGAAGAAAUUGAUUUCGUCAGCCUUGCACUCAACUAG